Thamnophis elegans (Western terrestrial garter snake) is the source of this 1242-nucleotide messenger RNA. RefSeq names its product OTU deubiquitinase 6B (gene OTUD6B). Gene Ontology annotation, molecular function: cysteine-type deubiquitinase activity. The transcript is spliced from 7 exons. Gene Ontology annotation, biological process: protein deubiquitination. NCBI's taxonomy places the organism in Eukaryota, Metazoa, Chordata, Lepidosauria, Squamata, Natricidae. The coding region runs from base 54 to 995 and encodes 313 amino acids. The record is from RefSeq and is a predicted model, not a curated record.
AUUCAUCCGCACGUGGGUAGCAGAGCCAGCCGGGCGGUGGUGCUGAAUCCGCCAUGGACGGGCGCGGGCGAGGCGGCUCAGCCGCGGUGGCGGAGGAGGAGGAGGAGGAAGAGGAGGAGGAGGGCGGCGCGCUGGAGCUGCUGGCCAGGCGGCAGCGGAAGGAGAAGCGGGAGCUGCAGGCCAAAAUCCAGGGAAUGAAAAACACUGUUCCAAAGAAUGAUAAAAAGAGAAGAAAACAGCUGUUGGAUGAUGUUGGCAAGCUGGAGUCUGAGUUGGAAGAGAAGCACAAAGAGGAAUUAAAGAAGUUGAAAGAAACAUUACCUGAACAGAAUAAAGAAUAUCUGGCAAGUCUAAAUAUUGCAAAACUGGAAAUUGAGAGCAGAGAAGAGACCCAGCCUGCUAGAAUAUCAAAAGCACAGAAGAGGCGGGAUAAAAAAGCAGCUCUGGAAAAGGAAAGAGAAGAAAGAAUAGCAGAAGCUGAGAUAGAAAAUUUAACAGGUGCCAGGCACCUUGAAAGCCAGAAACUUGCAAACACUUUAGCCUUAAGGCAAUUGGAAAUUAAGCAAAUCCCAUCUGAUGGUCAUUGCCUAUAUAGAGCUAUUGAAGAUCAGCUCAAAGAGCAACAAAACCUGUGGACAGUUUCAACACUCAGAAGUCAGACUGCAGAGUAUAUGAGAAGUCACGUGGAUGACUUCCUUCCAUUUCUGACAAACCCAAAUACAGGAGAUUUGUACAGCCAAGAGGAAUUUGAAAAAUACUGUUCCGAUAUAGCAAACACUGCUUCAUGGGGUGGUCAGUUAGAACUAAGAGCUUUAUCACAUAUCUUGCAAACACCAAUUGAAGUAAUUCAGAUGGAUUCCCCUCCUAUUAUUGUUGGUGAAGAAUACAGUAGGAAACCACUAAUACUUGUGUACAUGAGACAUGCAUAUGGAUUAGGAGAACAUUAUAAUUCUGUAAAAACUCUUUUGGAGAACACAGCAGAAAAUGAAAGCUAAUACACAGAUCAUCAGACGACCAGAAUGAUGGCUACAAUUUUACUAAGUGUCUCUAUAUAGGUCUUAAAAUGAAUUCUCAAUUCUUUAAUAAGGCAUACAGGGUUAUACAAACACACACAUAUAUGGUAUGUGUGUCUGUAUAUAUGAGAUCUGUUAUCAGCACUACUCAGUUUAAAUCAUGUUUUUUUUUAAAAAAAAAUCUGAUGUGUUUCUAAUGUAUCUCAUAAUAAAUUGUGGGUUAUAUUUC